UCUACACUUUAAAUGACUGUGUAUAUUAUUGUCGUAGUGUGUAUAUUCUAUCCACCUGGGAAAUUCCGUGACGCAAAGAAUUUCUAAAUUUAAACAUUUGUACUCGACAUGGCAUGUCCUGAAGCAUGGUUAAAACUGCAACCAGUGAUUAAGAUCGUGUUUUUGUCAACAAUUAUUGCUUUCUGUUCAUUAAUUCUAGGAUUUGCAACACCAGUAUGGGCGUCUGCGAGUGGUGCCAUUUUAAUUCAAUUCUAUGAUUCGGAAGGAAAGCAUUCGGGAAGUGUCGGUAUGGAUCAUAUGGGGUUGUGGCAAGCCUGUGGCGGUGGCAUCGGGUGUAUAAAUUUGGUGCAUGACAUCCCAGGUUUUUUAGUAGCUUCCAGAGUAUUUGCGUGUUUCAGCCUUAUUUCAUCGUUUGUUGGCAUUGCUAUGGUGUUUUGGUUCGCAUGUGUAUCUAAAACUGAUAAUGUACGACUUCUCAUGCUGUCGAUGAUAAUGUCAUUUGUUACUGGGGCAUUGAUAAUAAUUACUGUUGCCAUAUUUAGCGGAGAAGUAAAAAAUCACCUGAGUUUUUCUUUUGCGAUGAUGUGCAUUGCCGCCAUUGUGUAUACUGUAAAUGGCGUAUUGUUUCUUGUGUACAUUGGAACCGGAAGGAGAUGAUGAUGGUGCAAUCAUGAGCUAUUCUUCAGAAGAAAAGUAUUAUUUGACAGUUGUUGUGCCUGCUUUUUGUUGAUGUACACUCAUUACGAAAGUACUGUUCUGAGCGGUGUUUCAUUUCUAGUCGAGCUACCCAAUCAGGAUUAUUGCAUUGAAUGAAAGAACAAGUAAUUUAUACCGGUGUAUUAUUUAUAUAAUUAUACGCAAAUGAUAUGUGUUACAAUUAUAAGUUAUAAAAAUAUUCCUUUUGUAUAUAAUUUAUUAUUAUAUAUAUUGUUAUAAGCAUUGCACAUUUAACAAGUACCGGCUAUAUUCAUGGGAGCAUCCGCGGUGGUUUCGUGGUAUCGUCCCGUCAAGGGGGUUUCUAAAUAUUCCCAUGCACCACACUGAGU
Molecule: messenger RNA, 1046 nt
Organism: Mytilus trossulus (common blue mussel)
Lineage: Eukaryota; Metazoa; Mollusca; Bivalvia; Mytilida; Mytilidae
Exons: 3
Coding region: 109-657 (182 amino acids)
Source: RefSeq, a predicted model, not a curated record